Gasterosteus aculeatus aculeatus (three-spined stickleback) is the source of this 3242-nucleotide messenger RNA. RefSeq names its product chromatin assembly factor 1, subunit B (gene chaf1b). Gene Ontology annotation, biological process: nucleosome assembly; DNA replication-dependent chromatin assembly. The record is from RefSeq and is a predicted model, not a curated record. NCBI's taxonomy places the organism in Eukaryota, Metazoa, Chordata, Actinopteri, Perciformes, Gasterosteidae. Gene Ontology annotation, cellular component: nucleus; CAF-1 complex. Gene Ontology annotation, molecular function: protein binding.
AUUUACAGGCGCCUUUACUUCCGGGUUUCUGACCAAUCACAACACUCCAGUCGGCCGGAAGUUUGGAACGAAUUGUACGCGGGAAAUUGCUCAGCUCUGCAGCUGGACGGCAGUGGAGUGUUGGAUACAGAAAAUGAAGGUGGUCACUUGUGAGAUUGCGUGGCACAACAAGGAGCCCGUCUACAGUCUGGACUUCCAGCAUAGCGCGGAUGGACGCGUCCGUCGGCUGGCCACAGCUGGAGUGGACACUACAGUCCGACUGUGGCGGGUGGACAGCGGUGCAGACGGUAAGGCGGUGGUGGAGUUUCUGUCUAAUCUGGCUCGACAUACCAAGGCUGUCAACGUAGUGCGCUUCAGCCCCAACGGAGAGCUGCUUGCCUCCGGGGGAGAUGAUGCAGCAAUUCUGCUGUGGAAGCUCAAUGACUCAAAGGAGCCCGAGCAGGUGCCCAUGUUCCAGGAGGAUGAGGACGCCCAGCUGAACAAGGAGAGCUGGUCCGUGGUCAAGACUUUAAGGGGACACAUAGAGGACGUGUAUGACAUGUGCUGGACGCAGGACGGAACCUCCAUGGUGUCUGGCUCCGUCGAUAACACCGCUAUUAUGUGGGACAUCAACAAAGGACAGAAGCUUUACACCCUGCAUGACCACAAGAGCUACGUGCAGGGGGUGACCUGGGACCCUCUGGGGCAAUAUGUAGCCACUCUCAGCUGUGACAGAGUGAUGCGUGUGUACAGCACUCACACCAAAAAGAAAGCCUUCUGCAUCAGUAAAAUGAGCUCUGGGCCAGAAGGAGAGGUCAAGCCGUACAGGAUGUUCCACGAUGACGGCAUGAGGUCGUUUUUCCGACGCCUCUCGUUCACACCCGAUGGGUCUUUCUUGUUAGCCCCAGCUGGCUGCGUGGAGGUUGGUGAGAACAUCAUAAACACCACCUACAUCUUCUCCAGGAAGAGCCUCAAGAGGCCUAUUGCCCACUUGCCUUGUCCAGCUAAAGCCACACUGGCUGUGCGCUGCUGCCCCGUCUACUUUGAGCUGAGGACCAAGACGAAAGAAGACGGUUCAGUGGAGGUUCUUCCCAACAUCUUCCAGUUGGCGUACCGCAUGGUGUUUGCUGUUGCGUCUGAGGACUCCAUCCUCCUGUACGACACGCAACAGACCAUCCCCUUCGGCCUGGUGUCCAACAUCCAUUACCACACACUCAGCGACCUCACGUGGUCCCGUGACGGGUCCUUCCUGGCGGUGUCCUCCACCGAUGGCUACUGCUCCUUCCUGUCCUUCUCUCCGGGGGAGUUGGGUACUCCCCUGAAGGAGCCCCCCGUCCUGGAGGUCUUUGCGCCCACCAGUGGUGCUGAGAAAAGGGGCAAGAAGUCCUCGGCGGCUAAGACCCCGUCUCCUUUGACCCAAGCAGCCGGCUCAGUCCCGACCCCCACGUCCCACAGCGGCCUCGGCAAAGACGCCCCGUCCAUCACCCCCCCCCCCCAGGAGAAGAAGGGCACCCCGAGAGGCCGGUCCAAACCUCAGCCCCGAAGGAUCACCCUCAACACCCUGCAGGGCUGGGGGAAGCCCUCCGCCGCUAAGACCACGGCUCCCUCGGCAGCUCAGGCGCCUACAUCGGCACCCUCCACCCCCCAACCCUCCACCUCUCAACUCUCCACCCCUCAGCCAUCUACUCACCAACCCUCCACCUCCCAACCAUCUACUCCUCAACCCUCCACCACUCAACCCUCCACCCCCCAACCAUCUACUCCCCAACCCCCCACCACUCAACUCUCCACCUCCCAACCAUCUACUCCCCAACCCUCCACCCCGCAACACUGUGUCGCCCCUCUCACCCCCAACAACUCCAACAAAAUACAGCCACGCAUCGCCCCCCUCACGCCAUCCACCCCAAAAGCCCCCAACGGUGCUAAUAAUGUGGGCUCCACCACUCCCAUGGGUGCAACCACCCCAAAGGGUCCGACCCCAAGGAGAGUAUCUCUGACUCCCAUCGCAUCCCGAUCUCCGGCUAUCAGUUCACUCUUUCGCACUCCCUCCUCCACCGAGAAGGCCAAACACGAACGUCCCUCUCCCCCCUCCGAUCCGGUGUGCCAGCCGCCGGAGUCCAAGCGGCCGAAGACCAGUGACCCCCCGGUAAAGACCAGCGCCACCCAGACCUAGCGUCCAGUCGGAGCAGCGCGGUGCCGCAGUGUCGGAGUUACAGAAGCGUCCGUGCUAAACCACUGAGGCUGCUCGUGGAACGUGGCGCUGUUGUCCAACAUUGUGCGUUGAUGGAUGAGGUCCGUGCUUCGUUUAACUAGAUGAAGCUGUGGCUCUCUCAUAAUGUAGUCGUUCUAAAACCAACCGCAUUGCAGUGAAGUCUUCUUGAAUUAGUACUUAUUUUUUAGCUUUGUGCGUUUUUGUAUCAUACAGCCAACUGAUAAUUGUAUUAUAUUUGAUUUGUUUUUUUGUAUUUUGACGCUCAAGCGCUUUUAUACAAAAGGAGAGGGUUGUCUCACUUAUUUUCAAGAACAUUUGGUUGUGAAACUAAAACCGUUUGGAACCUGAAGAAAAGAACUCAGCACCUGAAGGGUUUGUGCCUUGUGAGAGCGUUGAAUACUCAACCCGAGUCUUAAGUUGUUGCAGACUAGACAGCCGGUUCAGUGUCAAGUUAAAAAUUGACUUUCUCCUUGUCUAAUAAAGAAUGUUUCGUACAGAGUGAAUGUUUAAGUGUUUGGCAGAGAAUAACUACUGCAUGAUUUGAUGCUUUCUUAGCUUCAAGCAGCUGACUGUUUGGUAAAGUCUUAUCUAAUAGGAAGCAUCAUUAAUUAGAUGUUUCUGCACUAUGCUUCAACUCAUUUGAAGGUCAGUUGAUGUACAGAAUAAUUAAUGCUGGCUGUCAGCAAACAAAUACCGCUGCAUUGUUUGCUGAGGAGACGUACUUCCAGGAAAUGUAUGGCUAUUUGUCUUUGUUGAAGAGUGUGACCGCAGUUUUUAUUAAUCAUUCUGAGGUCGGAAGACUUUCCUUUCUUAGAUUCUGUUCCGAUUAUUGAGUUAGCUACUUUUGUUUCAUAUGUUAUCACUGAAUUGAAUCUACAUGAUGGUCCUGUUGUGUGUUAAUACUGGUCUGAGCAGUUCAUCUUUUGGUCUUAAAACAACAUUUUUACAUAUUGAUUCCAAAUACAUCCAGUAAAUUACUCAGGUCAUGGGUAUUACUUGUAAAAUACAAUGUCCUCCGAGGUUAAUAAACCCCAUAAAUUCCUCGCCAAGA